Molecule: messenger RNA, 1300 nt
Organism: Atta colombica
Lineage: Eukaryota; Metazoa; Arthropoda; Insecta; Hymenoptera; Formicidae
Product: apolipoprotein D-like
Exons: 4
Molecular function (GO): pigment binding
Source: RefSeq, a predicted model, not a curated record
CGAGGCAGAUCGUCAUCAGACAUGUUCGGGAAGAUUAUCCUAGCACUUUCGGCUCUGGCCUGGGCCAGUGCCCAGAUUCCUAAUCUCGGUUUCUGUCCGGAAUAUAUACCCAUGGCGAAUUUUAACAGACAAAGGUUCAUGGGUAUUUGGUAUGAAGCAGAAAGAUAUUUCCAGCUUAGUGAAGUAGUAUCUCGAUGCGUUAUGUCGAAUUAUACGAAAGGUGUGUAUGGGAAUUUCAUUAAAAAAUAAUGGGAUUUUAAUAUAAUAUCUCUGACAUUUAGCACUGGCGUAAAGAGGAUACUGGAAGGUGAAAUUAAGCCCGCGGCUUCCAAAGCCGAAGAGGGUAAACUUCAAGUCAGGUAUACCACAGUUCCACUGACUCCCGAGACUAAAUACUCUGUACUCGAAACGGAUUACGAUUCGUACGCUGUUUUAUGGAGCUGUCAAGGUAUUGGCCCGGUCCACGCACAAAAUGCAUGGGUCAUGACGAGAGAACGAGUACCGUCCGGAAAAGUGCUUCAAAAGGCUUAUGGCGUUCUUGAUAAAUACAAAAUAUCGAAAACGUUCUUCGUGAAAACCGAUCAAGCGGAAUGUGCCUAUUUGGAUUCGACAACGGAGGAGUCUGAGGAGCCUGAGCAGGCAAAGCCAGAGAAGUCGGAGAAGCGAAAACAGAGACCACAACCAAUUGAGCCGAAUGAGAGUUCCAGAUCAUCCGUCGCUCUGAAUGAUGCCGAUACUGAGAUAAAGGAGAAGGAGGAAUCAACAGCCGGGAUUAUGGGCGAGAAAGCGCUCUCCGAUAUUCCGAAGAUAAUAGCGGAGGAACCCGUAAAGCUCGAGCAGCCCAUCGAAACUGUUCCCGAACGGAUCUUGAAGUUAGCAGAGACGAUAAAGGAGGAGAGUGACGACACAAGGGAUAAAAUGAUCAUUGUCGAGGUCAGGGAGGAGAACAUCGCGGAAAAUACAAAGGAGGAAAAAAGCGAACAUUCGAAAAAACCAGAAGCAAUUGCCUAGAAGUAUUAUUUAGCAAAAAAAGUCUGUUAGUUGGCGCUAGCAGGGAUGUAUUCCUGGGGAUUUUCGAUGUCUUAGGCUCGUAGCGGUUUCCUCAUUGAGAACCAGUCUCGCUUAAGUACCGUAAAAUCAUUAAUCACUUGUUCCAUCGACAUGCUGUCGUUCUACGUUGUCGUUUGAGGACAUAGGGUUGACACGGCGCUUUGUUUUAUAGGCUUACGUACAAAUGUAAAAAAAAAAAAGAAAAGAAACAAAGAUAAAUAAAAUUGUUAUAAAAAAUGUCUUAAUAAAA